AAGGUGCAACUUCAGAACCCAUUGCAUAUUAAAUGAUAAAACCUUCAUAAUUUGUCGUAUUGUUCUCCUCUGAAUGCUAAUUAAAUUUCUUUUAUUUAGCUUAAUUUAUAAAUUUCUUGGUUUUACUUUUAAAUGAUCAUGAUAUUGACGAUAAUUUUGCCAUCGACAAUGGAAGAAUAUCAGCGGGAGAUUGAAGCAGCUUCCUGGCUUUUGCAGCUUCUCGGGCCUCUUCUUUCUUCUUUAAUCUGCUUCAUCAUGCUUUAUCUUCUUGCUGUUUCUCUCUAUAUCGUGAUGAUCAAGCGGAAGCUCUGGUGCAACUGUGAGGUCUGCGAUGCUUAUCUGACGUUCAGCUGGUCAAAAAGAUUUGAUAACCUCUGCGAUUGGUACGCCGAUCUAUUGAAAAACUCGGCCACCAAGACCAUCCACAUCCAUGUCCUCGGCAACACCAUCACCGCCAACCCAAAUAACGUCGAGUACAUGCUAAAAACCCGGUUCGAUAAUUUCCCGAAAGGGAAACCCUUUUCCGUCAUCUUAGGCGACUUUCUCGGCCGAGGAAUAUUCAACGUCGACGGCGAUUCAUGGCGAUUCCAGAAGAAGAUGGCGAGUCUCGAGCUUGCUAGGGUCUCGAUAAGAUCCUACGGGUUUGAGAUCGUCAACUACGAGAUCCACCACAGACUUAUCCCCUUAUUAUCCUCGGUUGCAGGAAAAGAUGAACUAAACGGCGGCGUUUCAGAUCUGCAAGAUGUUUUUCGGAGAUUCUCUUUUGACAGCAUAUGCCGGUUUUCAUUCGGGCUUGACCCGAGAUGUUUAGAAUUAACUCUGCCUAUUUCGGAGUUUGCUCUCGCUUUUGACCUGGCUUCAAAGCUUUCCGCCGAGAGAGCUAUGACGGCGUUGCCGGCGAUCUGGAAGAUUAAACGGAUGUUGAACAUCGGAAGCGAGAAGCAGUUAAAAGAAGCCAUUAAAACUAUCAGCAUCUUAGCCAGAGAAGUGAUCAAGCAAAGGCGUAAAAUGGGGUUUUCAACUCGUGAAGAUCUUCUUUCUCGUUUCAUGAUUUCCAUAACCGAUGAAACUUACCUCAGGGAUAUAGUCAUAAGUUUUCUUUUAGCAGGUCGGGAUACGGUGGCUUCCGGCUUGACAAGCUUGUUCUGGUUAUUAUCAAACCACCCAGAAGUAACGAAAGCCAUUAGGGUAGAAGCAGAGAGAGUUCUCGGAGCAAACGAGGAGCUUAAAAGCUUUCAACAAAUGAAGCAACUCCAUUAUCUUCACGCUGUAGUUUACGAAAGCAUGAGACUUUACCCACCAAUCCAGUUCGACUCGAAAUUCUGUGUACAAGACGACGUUUUACCAGACGGGAGUUUCGUGAAGAAAGGAACUAGGGUUACUUACCAUCCUUACGCCAUGGGGAGGAUGGAGGACAUAUGGGGUUCUGAUUGCUUGCAGUUCAAGCCCGAAAGAUGGUUGAAAAACGACGGCGUUUUCUUGCCGGAAAACCCUUUUAAGUACCCUAUUUUUCAGGCAGGCUUUAGGGUGUGUUUGGGAAAGGAAAUGGCAGUAAUGGAGCUAAAAAGCGUCGUACUUUCACUUGUCCGACGAUUCGAAUUUGAUUUAUUAACGCCGUCAGGCAGUACCCCGCGAUUCUCGCCUGGACUCACUGCUACUUUUAACGGCGGUCUCCGUGUUUUGGUACGAGAACGAGAAUCCCAAUUACCAUCCUGAGAUCUUAUCUUCCUUCUUCUCCUUAAUAAGAUUCUUAUGAAUGACUAAGAUUCAUAUAUAUCACCUAUGUGUAUAGCUUGAUUCAUCGUGUAAGACUCUCUCUCUCUCUCUAUAUAUAUA
Molecule: messenger RNA, 1836 nt
Organism: Carica papaya (papaya)
Lineage: Eukaryota; Viridiplantae; Streptophyta; Magnoliopsida; Brassicales; Caricaceae
Source: RefSeq, a predicted model, not a curated record